AGCUUCCGGGUCACUUGCGGCCACGCGCGUGGAAACAGCAGCAAUGGUUUUAAAUAUCUCCGUUUAUUUAUUUUUGUUGUCUUAAGCACUUUUAGUGGAAACUUUGUAUUAUUAUUAUUAUUGUUAUUCGUGUAGUGUGACUAGCAGAUUGUGACGUCAUGGCACCGCCUCGGUCGAAGAAGCGGCGGCCGACAUUCCGCCGCCUGCUGAAGACGAGUAGUGUGAAGCUGGAGAAUAAGCUGAAGAACCGUCACUUCAAGCAGCAGAACAUCGCCAAGAAGCAGCGUAAAGAGCAGAAGAGGCUACGUCAGGCGGUGAAGUCCACCACGCUGUCAACGCCACGCCCACUGGAGACGUACAGGAAGAGACCCGAUGAGGAGGAGGAGGAGGAGUUUCUGGAUAGUUUGCCGACAGACAUGAUGGAGGAAGACGACCUGCAGCAGAUGAGGGCCAUGGCUCGCAAAGCUUCCUUCCUGACCAGAGACCUGUCAUCAUGCGAGCCAGUGCAUGGCAGCAAAAAAAGGAAGUCGGACCUGAUGCGGAGUUAUGAGAAGAUCCCCCGGAAGAUGGCAAGAACAGAGGAGAAGGAAGUGAUUCAUCUGCUGCCCAUCAAGGACAAGACGGGCAUCAUCCCGCAGAGCAUGGAGAAAGUUGUCAAACCACAGCCGACAGAAGAGGAAGAGGAUGAAGAACAAGUUGAAUUGGAAGAAACCGGUAUAGAUGGGGAAGAAGAGAGCACCGAGCAGCUCACAGAAGCAGAGCAAGAGAAAUUCAGAGUCCAGAAACUAAACAAGCGGAAGCUGGCCAUCGCGAACCUCGGUUCAGCCGUUGUUUCCGACCCCGUCAACAACAUUAAGCGUCUAAAGGAGCUGCGUGGGAUGAUGAUGGAGUCGGAUCCCUGUGUGGCAGUGACAGUCAGGAAGCUGGUGAUGGUUUCUGUGAUGGAGGUCUUCAAAGAUAUUGUUCCCACUUACAGGAUACGACCUUUAACACCAGCAGAGAAGGCCGCCAAGGUGAAGAAAGAGACUCAGCAGCUGCGAGAAUUUGAAGAAGGUUUGGUGAGUCAAUACAAGUUCUACCUGGAUGAUCUGGAUCAGACCAUCAGAGACUGGAAACAGAAGAAGAAGAAACGUGCUCAGGCGGUAGCUUUGGAGUCGUACUGCAGCCUGGCUGAAGUUGCCAUUCGUUGCCUGUGUGAGUUGCUGCUUGCUUUGCCUCACUUCAACUUCCAUAACAACAUUAUUGUCGUUCUCGUCCCGCUGAUGAACGACUCCCUCAAAAAGGUGUCUGCUAUGUGCUGCGAUGCGUUCAGGAAACUCUUUGAGCAGGACAAAUUGGGCGGAGCUACGCUGGCAGCUGUGCGAGUCAUUUCGGGCCUUGUCAAGAGCCUCAACUACAACGUGAAACCCGAGGUGCUGCAGACUCUGCUCAGUCUGCGGAUAAAGGAGGUGGAGCUGAAGAAGGACACGGAGGCCACGGCACCAAAGAAGAACUUCAUGAACAACAAAGAGAAGAAGAAGAACCUGUCCAGGAUGCAGAGAAAGUGGAAGAAAGCCGAGGAGAAGCUGGAGAAGGAGCUGCUGGAGGCUGAAGCCUCAGAGAGCAAAUUCAAGAAGAUUAAACUGCACACAGAGACACUGAAUAUCGUCUUCCUCAUCUACUUCAGGAUCCUGAAGAAAGCUCAGAAGUCUGUACUGCUGCCCAGUGUGCUCCAGGGACUCGCAAAGUUUGCUCAUCUGAUCAACCUGGAGUUCUUUGAUGAUCUGUUGAAUGUGCUGCAGAACCUCAUCCAAUCAGGAGAUCUGACCAAUCGUGAGACUCUGUUGUGCACCCAGACGGUGUUCACCAUUCUGUCUGGACACGGUGAUGUUCUGAACAUCGACCCACUGAAGUUUUACUCUCAGCUUUACAAAAUGAUGCUGAUGCUUCAUGCAGGGGAAUCUGAUAAUGACACCAUCAUCAUGCUGCAGUGCCUGGAUGCUAUGCUGACCCGCCGUAGGAAGCAGGUGACCCUGCAGAGGGCGAUGGCGUUCAUCAAGCGUCUGAGCACGCUCAGUCUGCAUGUUCUGCCAAAUGCUGCUGUGGGGAUUCUUGCUGUUAACCGGGUCACCAUGCAUUCAUUCCCUCGGUGUGACUUCCUGUUGGAUAACGAGGUUCAUGGCAGUGGACUCUACCUACCGGAACUCGACGAACCUGAAUACUGCAACGCUCAGAACACAGCACUGUGGGAGCUUCACACACUGCAGAGACAUUACCACCCGGUUGUGAGGCAGUUUGCCGUCCACCUGAGUGUCGGAGCGCUGAGUGAAGGGUCAGCGGCACUCGGCGUGGAGCUGAGCCGCAGGUCUCCAGUGGAGCUGUUUAAUGACUACAGUGACAAAGGAAUGACCUUUAACCCUCCUGUGGCUACACCCACCACAAAGAAGAAGGAACGACUUACAGAUGGCGCGACACUGCUGGACGCUGAGCUUCAGCAGCACGUGGAGAACAUUCUGACUGCUGCUAUCGCACAGCAGGCGGAGCUAGACUUUACCACAGUGCACAGACCAUUAAAGGGCAAGCAGUGACACAUGCAUGUGUGUUCUCCAUCACAUGCACUGACCUCAGCAGUGAUCACUGACAGACAAUAGAAACUGAAUAUUGCUUGACGUUCAGAAUAAAAGCUUUCAGUGUCUGUUUGACAUCAGAUCUGGGAACGUGUCCGUGCAGCAUGUUAACGCAGCCAACACACACCACCCCAGUUUCUGGAUGAUAACCACCUAGACAGAUGACCAGUCCAUCCCCACCUCUCCAAAAUAUCCAUCUGCUGCAGCUAGGUGAAACGGGCAUGUCCUUGGCCUGGUGGAAUGUGGACCCUUCUCUAUCCAUUGAGGUCCUCAACCCUGAGACACCUGUAUGCUGGAUCAUGUCCAGAGAAACGCAAUAGCUGAUGUUCCCUCUCACAGUGUCAGUGUUCUUCUCUUCUGAAUCUCACUAAGUAACUGUUCAUUUGACAAUCAUUCAAGCGGGACCUAGGGAUCCUCCAAAGAGACCUGCUACCAAAGACAUCCAGUCAUCACCUUGGAUCACUGGUUAGAGUGUUAAAUCUCACUGGUUUAUUUGCUAAAGGUCACGUCUGGCAGGUUCCAGGUAAGCGCUAGUACCUUCCACUGAAGUCAUUCCUCAUCCCACAAAAGUAGCAGCCAAGUCAAACUUUUGUCCAUUCUCUAGGGUCCUCAGUACUGAGUUUCUGAUGUGCUUGUACAUGCACCACAAGGCCAUUGUGUUGUGGUGUGUCUUACCCAAGUGACCCAAAAUAACUGCUGAUGAUUUAAAAACAAAAAGCACCAAAAAUAUCCAGUGUCAUGGGCAAGGACACGCCCACCUUUCACCUGGUUGCAGCAGAUAGAUGAUUACUUUGCAGAAGUGGGGGUGGACUGGUUGUCUGUCUGGGUGGUUGCCUUUCAGGACCCAAGUCAAUUCAGUACUCUGGACUGUGCAGUGAAGUGCAUCACCAGCACAUGCUGCCUGCCCUGAUGGUGACUAUUCAACUUGAACAUCAAGAGUUACAGUGGGGGACUUUUUCCUGACCACUAUGGCCUCCAUGCUUGUUCAGGGGGGUUGGUGAAGUUAGACCGUGCCCCUGUGAAGCGCCUUGGGGGGGGGACUUGUGUUGUAAAGUCUUAUUUUACAGUUUGUUUUUUACUUCAGAUGUGCUAAAUUCAAUGAAGAAUAGGAGUGAGACAUUGAUCAGUAGCAAAUGUUCACCAAUAGGUGGCAGCAAAACUCCAACUUCCAGCCAAACAGAAUCUCUUUGGGAUGUAAGUUUGAGUUUUUUAGCUGAGGUCAGUCUGGUUCAGCUCGCUGGUCUCAUGACUCCACUCACCAGCAGCUGUUUUUUUAGCCAUCAUGAAAAUAAGGGGGGGGGGGGGGAAUCCUCUGUGUAAUUUGUAACUGAUGAGCAGGGUCUGGCUGUAUGGACGCUCAGGUUUUGGGCCCGGUUAUAUUAUUUUGGAAGGCUUGCUGAGAGCUGAUUGGUGCAGAUGUGCUGCCAUAAAGAGAAAAAACAUGCGCACACAUUCCUGGUCUCCCUGCUGUUGAUGUGAAGCAGCAAAUCAGAUGCUGGUUCACAUCGUCCAGCUGUUUUCCCAUUUUCGGUCAAAGUCCAGCUGCUGAAUGUAGAAGUGUUUAUGUGUCUCUCUGAGGACCAAAGACGCCACUCAUGCAAAGGUCUUCAAACGUAUCAUACUGAGAGAUGUGUAUCAUCUCAGCCCUACAGGCCCGUUGUUCAUCUUUCAGCUGCCCCUGUUUUGUUCACGGUCGACACAGUGGAUCCGGUACAGAUCCACGCUGGGAUUUGGCACAGGUUUUACGCUGGAUGCCCUUGGUGAUGCACCUCAUUUUACCUGGAGUGGCACAUACAGCCUCUGGUCUUCCUGAAAUGUCUCCACACAGGAGCACAUGGUCUGUGUCAUUUCUGUGUGGGAGAGGCUGGGAUGACACCGAGCCUUUGUGACAUCAUCAGUGACCUCUGUCUUUCAGAGAAGGAGAGACAGACGGACGUUAUGGCAAUACGGAUGCCUUGUUUGUCAUGCUGAUAACGCUGUUUGAAUUUGAGACCCCCUAAGACUAUGUGAUCCUGAAGAUUAAACUGUAUAAUUGAAAUGGACUUUAUUAUUUAGACAUCAGAAGUUUAUUUCAUCAUGACCCGGUCUCAGAUAAGUGGCAGAAAAUGAAUGAAUGAAUAAUCCUGAUUUACUAUAUUUGAUACAAUUCUUUUUCUUCUGUACUUAUUGUAGUACUUUUUUUCUGUAUUAUUUAAAUAUUGAUACUUUGGCAAAACGUUUUUUUAGAAACUUUCAUGCCAAUAAAGCUUUUUUUAUGGAAUUGAAAUUCAGAGACACGCAGACAGAGGCAGUGUUCUGCUUUGCAUGCCUGCUGAGAUCUGACUGCUGAGUGAUGUGCAGCUCUGACACCAAUAUAGUGUGUGUGUAUACAAGUAUAUAUAUAUAUAUAUGUAUAUAUAUGUGUGUGUGUGUGUGUAUACAACUGCAUCAGGAAAAUAAAUGUUGAUAAUUUUUCUCGA
Messenger RNA from Thalassophryne amazonica, 5065 nucleotides. It is a transcript of the gene noc3l, whose product is annotated as NOC3-like DNA replication regulator. The record is from RefSeq and is a predicted model, not a curated record. The transcript has 21 exons. The coding region runs from base 159 to 2567 and encodes 802 amino acids. Gene Ontology annotation, molecular function: chromatin binding. NCBI's taxonomy places the organism in Eukaryota, Metazoa, Chordata, Actinopteri, Batrachoidiformes, Batrachoididae. Gene Ontology annotation, cellular component: nucleolus. Gene Ontology annotation, biological process: DNA replication initiation.